UAUAUAUAUAUAUAUAUAUAUCAAGGAACAAGAUCAUGUAUCCGAAAAAGUAUACAAUACUUGUUGCCCUAAUUCUUUUAUUGCUUUCAGGCAUAUUUGUUCAGUAUUUGAUACUAUCACCUAAUAGACACACAAAGAAAUAUACAUUCCAAACUUAUAAUAAUCAGAUACCAACUCGUAUAAAGAACAUUGACUUGACACCACCCCUUUCUUCUUUAUUAUCUUCACCUCCACUUCCAUCCAAGACAGUGAUACCUGAAGCAUGUCAAGGAGUAGAUUUUAAAUGGCUUGCUUCUGAUAGAAAGUAUUGGGAUGGUUGGUCCUCUAAAGCCAUGUUUAUGAAAAAGAAUGGUAAAUUUACUCGAAAACCCGUUCAAAUGAACCAAGGUGAAUCUGUUUGUGUUGCAGUCUUGUUGGGACCUGUUCCAGCCUUGUCGAUUAUUAAAGCCAUGUCACACUAUGGACCUGCAGAUUCAAUUAUGAUGACAGCUGUUGAUACAAAGGGUACAAGAGUCCCUAUUGUAUUAAAGCAACACGAAAAACAGACCAACAGUUAUUUUGCUUCUGUCCAGUUUUCGUUUUCGGGCACUUGGCGCCUGGAAACUUCAGUAGAAUACCGUUCUUAUUUCUGGGAAUAUCCUAAUUUCCAUAAAUAUCUGCCUAAUCGAUUUCAAUCAGAAAACAGUUUGAUUGUCCGCCCAAAACAACAGCCGGUACAUACUUGCGACUUGUUGAAUGGUUCUUUGAUGAACAGUGCCUGGAAAAAGAGUGGCAAGAAAUAUGACUUUAUGCCCCCUUGCAAAUUAUUAGACAACGAAUGCUCCAGCAAAUACAAAACGAUUCAUAUGUGGGGUGAUAGGCAUUUAAAGAGAAACACAUUAAGCAUGCUAAAUCGUAUUCCUGCCAAUAGCAAUAUCUGUGGCCAAGAUGAAGAACAACAACUUAAAUCCCCGCUUACAUUACCUAAUCAAUCGCAGCAAAUUUAUUUCGACCAGUUAAACAAAACUGUGGUAGAAAUGCUGGGUGCAUGGAAAAUGCAUAUUCAAAACAAGAAACGUCAAUUACCAAAAGCAGAUCUAGUCCUGAUUGGCAUUGGCAAUGAAGAUUUGGGAAGUAUUCGCCAAGACCCAACUGAAUUUGCCGUUUAUUUCCACUCAUUCUUGACUUUUUUAAAAGAAAAAGUGUACUCUAAACAAACCAUGAUCAUCAAGACAACACAAGCUAUUUCUGGAAAGUUAAGCCACGGUUACAACUAUGGUCGUAGUGAGGCAUAUGCUAACAUCAUAAGAACAAGUGUCUUAUCUUUCAAUGAUAGCAAGGUCAUAUUAUGGGAUACAUACCAACUCGGUCUAGAGGAAAACCAAUGUUCAGAUAUAACAAGCAAUAGUCAGGUUGUUCGCCUCGAGAAUAGAAUGCUUUCCCACAUCCUUUGUCAAUUAGAAUAAACACUUCUGUCACGUGAUUAUGUUACGCACAGGAGAAAACACCCUUUCCUUUUUUU
Gilbertella persicaria is the source of this 1501-nucleotide messenger RNA. RefSeq lists its product as uncharacterized. The record is from RefSeq and is a predicted model, not a curated record. The annotation marks the transcript as partial. The transcript is spliced from 4 exons. NCBI's taxonomy places the organism in Eukaryota, Fungi, Mucoromycota, Mucoromycetes, Mucorales, Choanephoraceae.